AUGGUGAUGAUGGCGCAAAUGCUCCAACAAAUGCAUGUGGCCAACCAGAACACCAUGCAGCUGAUCCAACAGAAUCAGCAAGCAAUGGAGGCCAGAGACGCAGCGAUGAGGCAAGCUUUGGGCGUGCAGAGAGAAGAGACGACUGAGUCCGUGAGAGUGUUGAGUGAGUCCUUGGCAAAGCUGGCACCCAAGGACAAGUCAGGAGUGGUCGAUGUUAAAGGAGUCGGCAAACCUGAGGUGCUCCAAGGCGAGACAAAAGAGCAAAUAAAGCAGAAGUGGCCUCUAUGGUCAUUUGGUUUCACGACGUGGUUCGUAUCCCAAUACGAACAAGCAGAUGAGAUGUUGAAGUGGGCGGCAGCCUACAACGGAGUCGUGGAUGAUCGGGCGAUAGAGCUUGAAGUGGCCACCAGGCCAGGAUGGGAUGAUGCUGCUCGAGUGAACCGGCAGCUACACACGGCCUUGGUGUCCUUGACCAAGGGUGAGACUCUGUCUAUCCUACGCAAUUCGUUAGCCCAAAGUGGACUUGAUGGAUGGAGGCGACUUAGUCGAGAGUACGAGCCACAGACCGCGCAGUCCAACUACCACUUGUUGGCAAAAGUGUUGAGGCCUACAAAGGCCAAGGACUUGUCGAGCCUACGUGGAGCUAUCGAGCAGACUCGCGAGCUACGAUGCUAUGAGGGCUGCAAAGGAACUGGCGGAAAGAACGGAAAAGGCAAGAAGUCUGACGGCAAAGGCAAAGGGUCCUGGAAAGGAUCCAACAAAGGUAAAGAUUCCAAAGGCAAAGGAAAGCCUGGGAUUAAGUCUCUGGAAGGAGAGGCGCAGGACUCCAAAGAAAAGGGUGCUGAGGCUGAAAUCCAAGCGAUUUUCGUCCUGGAGGAGAGCAAGCCUAAGUCCGACGAGGAAUCCAGUAGAGGAAAGUCCACCGGUGAAGGCCGAGGAAAAGGAACUGGGUCAACCGAGGCGUUUAUCCGCUCUCUCCUUACCAACCUGAAGUCGGUGGAAGCGCGAGAGAUUCACCGAGCCAAAGUCGAGCUGAGCAAAGGAGGAUCCGACGAGGAUCGUCAACGGAAGUUGGAGGAGGAAAUCGCGGCAAGAAAGCAACAGCUUGAGGUCCUGAAAGGACGGAGUGCACGCUUCGAAGAAGAUCCACGGUACCGACAGGACAUCCGCGCUGGCCACAGCGUGCGGCUGUCCAAGCGAAAAUGGAAAAGCCGCGUGCGAGCGGCAAAGCACCGUGCGGAAGGGUCCACCGAAAGGGCCUUUGAAAGAAAGGAGCUUGACAACAAAUGGCACGCCAAGUUCCGCGGUUCGACCGAGGAUGUCGAGUGGAAAGCUGGGGUGGACACUCGCCGCCAACACCAGAUCGACCGAUACGGAGGUCGGUUCGAAGGAGACCGGGAGGACUUGCGGCCUGACUUGGUGAUGAGGGCUCUGAACUAUAAGGAGCGGAAGGAGAUUGAGGAGCCGAACCUGGAAAACCUUGCAGACGUGGCUUGGUCCAGGAAGGAGAUCAAGACCCUGUCGCAAAAUCUUGAAUCGGCAGAAGACGACCAGGAAGCCGCUGAGAUCGAAGAGGAGAUCAGGGUGCAUGAGGCCAAAAUUGCAUCUUUGAUGCCGAGCAACGAGCAGAGAGACGAGCCACCAUCCACCGCAUGUGGGAGCCGAGACGUGCCCUGCAACGACUAUGAGGAGGUGGUUGUCGAAGAGGAGCCUGUGGUUGGACAACCCGACGUCUCUGAGGAUGACGAUGAGACUUGGGGGAAAUGGAAACCGAGUCAAUGCUUGGUGGACUUGGGGUUCUCCAAACAGGAGGCCCAUCAUUUGGUGCGCCACUACCGUGACGAGGGCUCCGUGGAGAGCCUUGAGAUCUUCAGCGUGGACGAGCCGGCAAUCGACGGCGAAUGGGAAAAGGUCUACGUCACUGUCGACAGUGGAGCUGCUGUUACUUGCUUUCCGGAAUCCCUGGUCCAAGGUUACCAAGUGGGUGAUCACUCUGGGCCAAAGCAGUAUACCAGUGCUUCAAACCACGAAGUGACGGCGUUGGGAAGCGCCAGCCCUGUGAUCUGCUUUGAAGAUUGGCAGGUCAACAAGGUCGAGGCUGUGGUGCUGUCCCCUCUGAAGAGGCCGUUGUUCAGCACCAGCCGAAUGGUUGCGGCCGGAUGGAGGAUUGUCCACGACAGUGAAGAGAACGGAGGAUCAUUUGCCUUGCAUCGGGCAAGUGGAAGGAAGUUGAAGAUGAUCGUCAUGGGCGGUGUCUACAAGAUGCCCGUUUGGGUUAAGCGCAACCAUUUUGGCCAAUCCCACGGACCGGAUCGUUUCGAUCGUGUCCGAAAUUCUGACAUUGCACCAGUGGAAGGAGAAUUCGAAGAGGAAAGCCUUGUGCCUUCACCAAGUGUAAUGGAGGAUGAAUCGCAUCCGCCGCAGCAAGGAGAACCAGCAGGCGAGUAUGAGGAAACCGAGCCUGGGUUUGAAGUGGACGAAGAUGAGGCUCAAAGUGCAGGUGUCCAAAAGACCCCGAUGCUUCCAAGCCAAAGUGAGAUUGACGAGCACAACCUCACUCACCUGCCGUUCCGAAACUGGUGCCCGUUUUGUAUCCGUGGGAGAGGACUUUCUUCGGGGCAUUUUGCCCGCAGGAGUGUUGACGAACAGCAAAUUCCCACCAUAUCGGUGGAUUACUGUUUCAUGGGCGAUUCGGCCACAAGAAGUGCAGAUUUGCCUGUGAUAGUGGUCCGGGACAGAAGGACCAAGUCGGUGUGGGCACACCCUGUGCCUUCCAAAGGAGUUGAAAAUCCCUUCGGAGCCAACCAGCUGUUGAAGGACCUUGAGUCCACAGGGUACAAGCGUGUCAUCUUGAAAGGUGACCAGGAAAGCAGCGUUCAAGCUAUGCUGCAACGAGUUAAGAAUGGGUUCCAAGGGGAGUGCGUCCUGGAAGAGGCGCCUGUGGAAGCUCACGAAAAGGCCAACGGAGAAGCGGAGAGGGCCAUCCAAAUGGUCCAAGGAAUGGCAAGAACCCUGAAGGAGUUCGUGGAGUACCACGCCGAGGUCGAGUUGAAAGCUGACCAUCCUGCACUCACUUGGCUCGUGGAACAUGCAGCCACUCUACUUACUCUCUACCAAAAGGGAGUUCCAAAGGAUGGAAUGACUGCCUAUCAGAGGAUGAAGGGCAAGCCUUGGAGGGUACCAAUCCCUUCUUGGGGUGAACUCGUGGAGUUUCGACUUCGCGGUCGGUCAAAAAUGGAGUCGCGAUGGCAGCCAGGUAUCUUUGUGGGGAUUAACCGUAACUCUACAGAGAAGGCAGUGGCUACCCCCGAAGGAAUUCACUGGGUAGUUAGUCUGCGAAGAAAACCGGAGUUGGCCCGGUGGGAUGGUGCCAUGUUGAAAAAGAUCAGGGGAGUACCCUGGAACCCGGACGGUUCCGAGAGUGAAAGGUUGGACAAACCCUUGUCCUUAAAAGCAGAAGUUCCAGAGGUCGACGUUCGGGAGCCUGAGCCGUUUUGGCUCGAGCCCGCAAGUAGGAACUUGUACAUAACCCAAAAGAACCUUGAGAAGUUCGGCUACACAGCCGGAUGUCCAGCGUGCGACAGUGCACGAGUCGGUAAGAGGAAGCCCGGAAUAGCUCACAGUGCCAGUUGCCGGAUUCGACUGGAGAAAGCGGUCUCUGAAGACCCCGUGGAGAAGGAACGAUACGAUCGAGCCUUGCUGAAGGCGGCGGAAGCCGAGUUAGCUGCAGCGCAGAAGCAAAAGGAGGCUGAGAAAGCGGAAGCCGUGGUGGUCGACCAGAAGGAAGCUGGUGGAGCUGAGGCAUCAUCAGCAUCGGAUCCUUCGAAGUCUGGAAGGAUCGGACCUGCUCUAACGGCAAGGGCCGCUUCGGCCGCUGCCGGAGAAGAGGUUAGCAGUCCCAAGAGGUCAGUGGAGACUGGCCCAAUGACCGAAGAGAGGUCCCCGACUAGGAGGCGAGCCACAGAAGGCAGCCCCUCCAAGAGAAAGCAUGAGGGAGGAGGCGAAGAAGAAAUUGAAGCGUCGCAAGAGGCGCGUGUGGUCGACACUCGCGUGAUCGACACAGAAGCCUCGAUCAAUGAGUUGAUUGAGAUGCACCACGAUGAGUGCGUGUGUGCCAUAAUCGAUGAGGCAACAGAGCGGGGAGAGACCCGACCGGUGUGUGAAGAGCCAGAUUUCUUCGAAGCUCACUUCGAAGAAUUCUAUGACGAUAUUUCCGGGAGAGAACUAGACCCCGACCGGGUGGUCAAAGCCAGGAAAGAGGAAGUUGACUUCAUACGCAAGAUGGGCGUGUGGCAAGAAGUGGACAGACCCCGUGACAAGCCAGUGCUGAAAGGCAGAUGGGUCGACAUCAACAAAGGUGAUUCCACCAAUCCCCGAUACCGUUCGCGGUAUGUCGGCAAGGAGAUAAAGAAAGGCAGCAAGGGUGCCUUGGUAGCCGAUUUCUUUGCGGCAAUGCCACCUCUCAGUAGCUUCAAAUUGCUGCUGACGCUCGCUAUGGUGGAUCGGUUCUUCGGUGUGGAUGGGACG
Cladocopium goreaui is the source of this 4527-nucleotide messenger RNA. The record is from the annotation of a GenBank genome assembly. NCBI's taxonomy places the organism in Eukaryota, Dinophyceae, Suessiales, Symbiodiniaceae.